Messenger RNA from Lepus europaeus (European hare), 1501 nucleotides. RefSeq names its product peroxiredoxin 3 (gene PRDX3). The record is from RefSeq and is a predicted model, not a curated record. Gene Ontology annotation, biological process: cell redox homeostasis; hydrogen peroxide catabolic process; cellular response to stress. Gene Ontology annotation, cellular component: cytosol; mitochondrion. Gene Ontology annotation, molecular function: thioredoxin peroxidase activity. The coding region runs from base 51 to 794 and encodes 247 amino acids. NCBI's taxonomy places the organism in Eukaryota, Metazoa, Chordata, Mammalia, Lagomorpha, Leporidae. The transcript is spliced from 7 exons.
CCGCCUUCCCCGCGUCUCCGGCCGUCCCGCGGCUCCCGCGUGCGUUGAAGAUGGCGGCUGCUGUGGCAAGGUUGCUCCGGGCCCCGCUCGCCCGGCACGUGGGCGCCAUUCCUCGGGGCAGGCCUGCUGCUUCCGGAACAGCGUGCUUGCCGCACAUCUUGCGGUCUGGAGCAAAACUCGCCUUCAGCACCAGUCCCGCGCACUGUGCUCCUGCAGUCACCCAGCCCGCGCCCUAUUUCAAGGGCACAGCCGUCGUCAAUGGCGAGUUCAAAGACCUAAGCCUCGAUGACUUCAAGGGGAAGUACUUGGUGCUGUUCUUCUACCCCCUGGAUUUCACCUUUGUGUGUCCUACAGAAAUUGUCGCUUUUAGUGACAAAGCCAAUGAGUUUCACGAUGUGAACUGUGAAGUUGUCGCCGUCUCCGUGGAUUCCCACUUUAGCCAUCUCGCCUGGAUCAACACACCACGGAAGAACGGCGGCUUGGGCCACAUGAACAUCGCGCUCUUGUCGGACUUAACCAAGCAGAUAGCCCGGGACUACGGCGUGCUGUUGGAGGGCCCCGGGCUCGCUCUGAGAGGCCUCUUCAUAAUUGACCCCAAUGGGAUCAUCAAGCACCUGAGCGUCAACGACCUCCCAGUGGGCCGGAGCGUGGAGGAGACCCUGCGCCUGGUGAAGGCCUUCCAGUAUGUGGAGACCCACGGGGAAGUCUGCCCAGCGAACUGGACACCAGAUUCUCCUACGAUCAAGCCACAUCCAACCGCAUCCAAGGAGUACUUUGAGAAGGUCAAUCAGUAGCUCCUCCCACGUGCACCUGCACCCUCUCAGCCCAGAAGACACCCACAGCCAGAGUCCACUUGUAGCAUUUCAAAGGUGAUUGUAGAAGGCAAAAGAACAGUUAGGCUUAUUGUGAUGAAUAAUUAUCCUGAAUGUUUUGCUUCUAUAACGCUGGCUAAGGCAGGGGUGGUUAGCUGCUGACACAAGGAGCCGCACCGGAACCCUGGAGGGCCGGCCUGUGCCUGCAGAACCCUCAUUUGCCUGCUUCUUAGCAUCUUCCGUUAGGGAGAGCACUGUUCGUAGCCUGGCUCCUAGCUUCCUGUGCGUCAGAGCCCUGGGAGCUUCUGACCAAGGGUCCUGGAAUUUUCUUCUUGAAUUUCUUUGCAGUAAGCUGAUUUUUUUUUUAAGAUAUCAAAGAUUCUUUUCAGCAGCAAGAGUCUAAUGAAUCUUGCAAUGCUGUGCUCCUGAAGGUGAUGGAAACACGUGAAUCAUGUUAAAAGCCGUGGCAGCAGAGUGGCCUAACCGAUCACGCGUGGUCCCCAGCCCUGAGACUUGUGGUUUAUGGAGCUGUUUUACCGGCUUUGUUCUUUAGCUGACUUAUUUACCUGCAUUUCUAGAUACUGAUGAAGUGUAAUUAUAAAAAGAUAUUUAUUGAAUCCAGGGAUGGCAUUUUGAAAUCAUGGUAAUUCUCUCGAAGUAUUCAACAUAAAAUACAUAAUAAACAUAUU